Messenger RNA from Dendronephthya gigantea, 950 nucleotides. Its product is annotated as homeobox protein MSH-D-like. Gene Ontology annotation, molecular function: RNA polymerase II transcription regulatory region sequence-specific DNA binding; DNA-binding transcription factor activity, RNA polymerase II-specific. The record is from RefSeq and is a predicted model, not a curated record. The coding region runs from base 1 to 837 and encodes 278 amino acids. The transcript is spliced from 2 exons. Gene Ontology annotation, cellular component: nucleus. NCBI's taxonomy places the organism in Eukaryota, Metazoa, Cnidaria, Anthozoa, Malacalcyonacea, Nephtheidae. Gene Ontology annotation, biological process: embryonic morphogenesis; regulation of transcription by RNA polymerase II.
AUGUCGACGCACAAACACGAAUCUGGGAAUGCCAACGACUCGCCAUCGAGGCUACCUAGGCCUCAUCCUUUCAGCGUUGUGUCGCUGAUGUGCGACCGUGAUUUACAAAAGCCUCGCUCGAGUCCAACGUCGAGCAAAUCCGAACACAAGUUCUCAGUCGAAAGUCUUCUUCAGCACGGCUGUAGCAAGGAACAGCAAACGAGUUUGACGCUUGCAGAGCCGAUCAAGCGAAAUCUUAACGGAGUCGAGGAACGUGUGAUCAAAGAUGGUUUCUCAUCGUGGCUAAACUCUCCGAGAUACAGCCCAGCAAGAAUUCGCACGCAAAUCAGCCCGACCAAAUGUCAACUUCGCAAACACAAGACAAAUCGUAAGCCACGGACGCCAUUCACGACAACACAGCUUCUGGCAUUGGAGAGAAAGUUCCGUCAAAAACAAUACUUGUCUAUCGCCGAGCGCGCCGAAUUCUCGUCGUCCCUCAAUCUCACGGAGACACAGGUCAAGAUCUGGUUUCAAAAUCGCCGAGCAAAAGCGAAGAGACUUCACGAGGCCGAAAUUGAAAAAUAUAAGUUGGUCACGAAACCGAUACUGCUUCCGCCAAGCGUACCGAUUGCACCCCCGUCGUAUGCCACUACACGAAGUACCUGCACGACAGGAUGUCCGCAGACUCAUCCCCAUGGUCUGCACUCCCCUGUUCAUUAUUCCCCUCAAGGACAAUCCCCGUAUGUUGGUAUGAACUGUCCCACAAUGCAUCACCACGCAAUACCGCCAGGCUUCGGACUUAUGUGUGGACCAACGCGGGCUCCAAUAGCGGACCUGAGUCAUUUUGUAUUCCCAUAAAUCCGUCAAAAACACUGGUCUUGCAAAGCAAGUGGAUUGUGCAUCUUUGCACUUGCUAGAUUUGUCUAAGUCCACAAAAACAAUACUGUAGCUUUAAAACUCCCCCAUCGAAC